CGUGGUUUAACGUCAACAUGGCUGAAUCCUUGAGAGCAGCCGCUGAGAGUUGAUGUGGCACUGAAGAGAGUGGCGUGACAGUACAUUUGAAUUGGAUAAAGAGUAUUUAUUUAGCAGAUUAAGAUUUUAGUUGAACAGAUUAGAUCAACAUGGAUCUCCAGAGGGUGCUCUCCUGUUCUCGGCUUUUAACAAGGCCAAAAGCUAUGCAGACUUUCAGAAGAGCUGCUUCACAAGGGAAGAUGCCGCUGGCGCGAGCGCACGGUAAGUCAUUUGGCCAUCGCAGCGAGCUGCGCCAGGCCAAAAGAAUUGUGGUCAAGCUGGGCAGUGCUGUUGUAACCCGCGGUGACGAGUGUGGACUCGCUUUGGGGCGUCUGGCCUCGAUCGUAGAACAGGUGGCAAUGCUUCAGAAUCAGGGGAGAGAAAUGAUGAUCGUGACCAGUGGCGCUGUGGCAUUUGGUAAACAAAGGCUGAGGCAUGAAAUUCUCCUCUCACAGAGUGUAAGACAAGCCCUGCAUUCUGGCCAGAAUCAGCUCAAAGACAUGUCACUGCCGGUUUUGGAGGCAAGAGCGUGUGCUGCUGCCGGACAGAGUGGGCUCAUGGCACUAUAUGAAGUAAUGUUCACUCAGUACAGCACCUGUACAGCACAGAUUCUGGUGACAAACUUGGACUUCCACGAUGACCAGAAAAGGCGGAACUUGAACAGCACUCUGCACGAACUGCUGCGGAUGAACAUCGUGCCCAUCAUCAAUACCAACGAUGCUGUGGUGCCUCCCCCAGAACCCAACAGUGACCUACAGGGGGUAAAUAUAAUCAGUAUCAAGGAUAAUGAUAGUCUUGCGGCCCGUCUUGCCGUAGAGAUGAGGGCAGAUCUUCUGAUCGCGCUCUCUGAUGUAGAAGGGCUUUAUGACAGCCCACCAGGAUCAGAUGAUGCAAAACUCCUGGACACUUUUUAUCCUGGGGACCAGCAUUCUAUAACCUAUGGCACAAAAUCCAGGGUCGGCAUUGGAGGAAUGGAAGCAAAGGUGAAAGCUGCUCUGUGGGCUCUCCAGGGUGGGACAUCUGUUGUCAUUGCAAACGGUACACACCCCAAAGUCACAGGUCACGUGAUCACAGACAUUGUUGAAGGCAAGAAAGUCGGAACAUUCUUCUCAGAGGUCAAGCCAGCAGGUCCCACAGUGGAGCAGCAGACAGAAAUGGCUCGCACUGCUGGCAGGACUCUAGCUUCCCUCGACUCAGAGCAGAGGAGUGAUAUCAUCUGUGCAUUGGCUGACCUCCUCACUGAAAGAAAAGAUGAAAUUUUAACAGCCAAUAAAAAGGACAUGGAGCUUACUGUCAGCACAGGUCGCCUGUCUCCAGCUAUGUUGAAGCGACUCAGUUUGUCGUCAUCUAAGCUGAACAGUCUGUCCAUCGGUCUGCGUCAGAUCGCAGUCUCCUCUCAGGACAGUGUGGGUAGGGUUCUGCGCAGGACUCGUGUGGCAAACAAUCUGGAGUUGGAACAGAUCACCGUGCCCAUAGGAGUACUGCUGGUCAUCUUUGAGUCACGGCCAGACUGCCUGCCCCAGGUUUCUGCUUUAUCCAUUGCCAGUGGAAAUGCUCUUUUGCUGAAAGGUGGCAAAGAGGCCGCCAACACAAAUCGCAUCCUGCAUGAGCUCGCCCAGGAGGCCCUUUCCAUCCAUGGAGUGAAAGACGCCAUCCAGCUGGUGAGCACACGUGAAGAGGUGGAGGAUCUGUGUCGUCUUGAGAAGAUGAUAGAUCUGAUCAUUCCCCGUGGAUCCUCUCAGCUGGUCAGAGAUAUUCAGCGUGCAGCUAAAGGCAUCCCUGUUCUUGGCCACAGUGAGGGCAUCUGCCAUGUCUAUGUGGACCAUGAGGCCAGCAUUGACAAAGCCAUCAAGAUCAUCCGAGACUCCAAAUGUGACUAUCCUGCAGCCUGUAAUGCCAUGGAAACCCUGUUGGUGCAUCGAGAUCUUCUCAGAACCCCUCUGUUUGACCAGAUCAUUGACAUGCUAAGAACAGAACAUGUAAAGAUCCACGCUGGCCCCAAAUUUGCAUCCUACCUGACUUUCAGUCCAUCGGAGGUGAAGUCUUUGCGGACUGAGUAUGGGGAUCUGGAGUGCUGUAUAGAGGUUGUGGACAGUAUGCAGGAAGCUGUGGAUCACAUCCAUAAAUAUGGCAGCUCCCACACUGAUGUUAUUGUUACUGAGAAUGAGGAGACAGCAGAGCAGUUCCUGCAGCAGUUGGACAGUGCCUGUGUGUUCUGGAACGCCAGCUCACGAUUUGCAGAUGGAUAUCGUUUUGGCCUUGGUGCGGAGGUUGGCAUUAGUACAGCACGUAUUCAUGCCCGUGGACCUGUGGGGCUAGAGGGGCUUCUCACUACCAAGUGGGUCCUGCGGGGUGAGGGCCACACGGCUGCAGACUUCUCUGAGCAUGGCAGUAUGACGUACCUACAUGAGAAUCUCCCAGUCGCACAGCCCCUGACUGGACGCAGAAACACUAGCUAAAGUAAUUUAUUAAAUGACCCUGCUGUAAAGAAUUCUCUUAAUGCAAAUCUCAUUUAAGUGAAGGCUCACCCACUUAAAACAGCAUUUUAAAAGAUCCCAUCAGACAGUGUGUUUGAAGUGCAAAUAUAUGAUACCUUACAUGAACUGAGAUCAAUUUGGUCCACCCAAUUACAUAAAAGAGCCUUUUAUAGCAAAUUUGAACUCCCUCAAAUCUUAUUUUCAGUCAUUUAUUUUGUUCUCGGAACAAACCAGUUCACUCAUACCUGCAUGUUAAUGUCAUACCACAAAGAUGGAAGGUGAGAACCCUAUGUUGAUUAAUACAUUAAAUAUAGGUUGGCUUAAAGAUAUAACCUAUCUUGUUUCUCUUUCAAUUUGAGGGAUGUUUUGUGCAUUGGAUUGUUUCUUUGGGUAUUGAAACAUUAAGCCAAUCAUGAAUUUCAUUGUAAAUCUAAUGACAGGGCACUAGUCAAACCAAUAUGUUUCUGACUCCUGUGAAUGCAAUGCCAAUGGUGUAUUUAUGUAAUAUGUGCAAUUUAAAAUUUCCCUGACACAGGCUGUACAAAUCAGUCCAUCAGAGCAUUAAAGAAUCAUUGUGCUAGUUUUUUUUUAUGUGCUCUGCAAAUUGCAUACACAUAGCUUUAACAAUCUAGAACAAAUAAUUUUUCUUGUAGCAAAGUGUUGCUCAUUACAUUAACCCAUUUGUGUUUUAUUAUCUGAAUGCUCAAGUCGGUACAGUAUUGGUUGCUUUAAUUUUAAAGAGAAUAAAUCUCCAAGUAGAUGUAUUCCCAUUUUCCACUGUAUUGCUUUUCAGUCUCGUUUUGCAUUAGUUUAUGCUUCUUGCUUUUUAAUCAUGAGGAAUGUGCAGUACUGUAAAUGAUUUCCUGUCAUUUGUGUAAAGUUCACCUGGGGCAGACAUGUCCUGGACUGCUGGCAUUGAUAUCUUGCAUAAAAGUUAACAGCUCUUUUUGUAAAAUAGUGACAAUUAUGCUGUAUAGUGUCCUCAGGAUGUUCACCAAUUUUGUAUGUGGAAUAAAUGUCUUCUUUUUGUUGUAA
Molecule: messenger RNA, 3551 nt
Organism: Xyrauchen texanus (razorback sucker)
Lineage: Eukaryota; Metazoa; Chordata; Actinopteri; Cypriniformes; Catostomidae
Product: delta-1-pyrroline-5-carboxylate synthase-like
Exons: 18
Coding region: 150-2498 (782 amino acids)
Cellular component (GO): mitochondrion; cytoplasm
Molecular function (GO): ATP binding; glutamate 5-kinase activity; glutamate-5-semialdehyde dehydrogenase (NADP+) activity
Source: RefSeq, a predicted model, not a curated record